Molecule: messenger RNA, 1575 nt
Organism: Plasmodium relictum
Lineage: Eukaryota; Apicomplexa; Aconoidasida; Haemosporida; Plasmodiidae
Product: conserved Plasmodium protein, unknown function
Exons: 1
Coding region: 1-1575 (524 amino acids)
Source: RefSeq, a predicted model, not a curated record
AUGAUUAGCUGUAAUAUAAAGAAAAGAAAUGGAUCAGAAGAUUGUAGUGGUAAUUCCUCAUUUUGUUCUUUAGAAACAGAAAUUUUAAAUUUAUAUAAAAAAGAUGAUUAUAUGAAAUAUUGCUUUGUUAGCGAUAAUAUAGAACCAAUAGCAUUAGAUGAUGAAAUUCAUAUUUUAAAAAAAGUUGAACAAGAAUCGUUUAAAUUAAAUGAUAUAUUAAAAUCAUUAGAAACUAAAAAAGAAAAAGAAAAGUCUGAUAUUCUUUUAUCAGAAUAUGAAAAGCAUGAAAUAAUUGAAAAUGAAAUAGAAGAUGAGGAUAGGAUUAAUUGUGGAAUAUUUUUACAUGAUGUUAAUAUAAUAGAUAAUUCAAAUAAUAAUUUUUUGUCUGAUAAUAUAUUUGAUAAAAGCUCUAAUCCUAUAAGCAUAAAGGGUGAUGUAUUUAUAAAAAAUAUAGUAGAAUUUCAAGAUCUUUCUCCUUGUGCUUCUUCUUAUGAAGUAUAUAAAAUAGAAUGGUUUUUAGGUUUAGAUAUAAAUGAUAAUCGGGUUCAUGAAAUAGUACCAAUUCAUCAAGGAAAGAAUUUUCAAAUUCCUUUUGAGGCAUUAGGAAAAUAUAUAUUUUGUAAAGCCUAUAGGCGUAUAUAUAAAAAUUUUAUAUUUCAAGAAAAAGGGAAAAAUAGUGUUUUCGAUCCUCAUACAUCUACUACUAAGCCUAUUAAAUUUAAAAGGAACCCGGAAUAUAUAGAAUUUUUUUCAGUUGCCUCUAAAGGUCCAGUUUUAAUUUCUUUAGAUGUUUCUAUGAAAAUUUUAACACAUUUAUGUAACAAUAAUUAUUCUGUUAAAGUAAUUAUUGAAGAUCCUUUAGAUAAUUUAUAUCAUAUAUCUUCACCAUCUUCUUCAGAUGAUGAUAUGACAUAUACUACCACCACAAAUUCUACACAAGAAAAGAAUUAUGAUCAAUCUUUUCUCACUACCUUGUCUAUCAAUUUUAAUGAAAUAGAAUUCGAUUUUUCAAACGAUUAUAAUGGCAUAGAAAGUAAUCUGAAAAAAAAAGAAUCAAUAUUUAAUUUUUUCAAACUUUUUGGAUUUAAUCAUGGUAAUUCGUCAUUAUUGAAAGAGGAAAAUUCAAAUAGUUUGGGUAACGAAAUAGUUUAUAAAAAAGGAGAUGAAGUAAAAUCAAAAGAAAAUAAUAACUAUAAUAAACAAUUUUAUAAGAAAAAAAUAGUUUUUAAUAUUUAUGAAGUAGAAUUCCGAUUGUCUAAUAAAGAAGACUGUAUAGUAAUAACGAUUGGUUCUGAUUUACAAAAAUCAUUCAGACAUGUGAAAUAUAAAAUGAUAAAUAUUAAAUCUUAUGAAAAAAAUACUUCUAUAAAUGAAUUGUGGCUGAUAUUGUUAGCUUUUAAAUCUGCUUAUUCAUAUAAAAAUAUCUUUAAAAAACAUUCCAAAAUAAUUUACAGAAAUACUAAUAUCUCUUUUAUACAAAAUAUGUUAAAUAAAUAUUUGAUUAAGUCAGCGACAAAAAAUGUAAAUGAAAAAUUACCUUUUCAUAAAAUAAAUACAAUAUUUAAUGAAACUUGA